AGAAGGUGUAAAGCGACCUGUUUGCAUUUGAAUAGUUGAGUUGUAUUUAAAUCUUAAGCGUGUGCGGUACAAUUUAAAGUAGUGCGGAUAUGACAGCGGAAAUCAAUAAGGGUCCGGUGCUUGGCCAGCGUCAUUUGCAGGCCUUUCUUCUCUUCUCGGCGAUCACGGUGAAUUUCAUGACCAAGUUUAAUGCUGGAGUGGCGGUUGUGGCGAUGACCGAUGCCGAAAAUACCAACCCAGACUUUCCAGAGUACGAUUGGAACGAAAUGGAGCGCUCCUACAUCCUCUCCAGCUUCUUUUGGGGCUACAUAUUAACGCAAUUUCUGGGCGGAUGGCUGUGCAGGCGCUAUGGAGCAAGGAUCACCAUGUUUGCAUCAACCUUGGGAUCAGCAGUGCUGGUUGUUCUGGUGCCUUGGUGUGUUUCCUGGGGUGGCUGGCAGGCCUACUGUGGCCUCCGGAUGGCAAUGGGACUGUUCCAGGGCUUCGUGUUCCCCUGCAUCCACGCCCACUUGGCCAACUGGUGUCCGGUGAACGAGCGAAAUCGGCUGGGAGCCCUGGCCAACAUGGGCAUUGACUGCGGAACCCUGGUAUCCAUGUUUGCCAGUGGAUUGAUUGCUGCCUCCAGCAUCGGCUGGCCCGGAAUCUUCUACGUAUCGAGUGGUGUGGGAUUUUUUUGGUGCAUUAUGUGGUGGUUCCUUGGAGCCGACACUCCCGGGGAAUGCAAGUUAAUUAGCGAUGCGGAACGUAUCUACAUUGAGGAUUCAAUUAGCUCCAGUCACAAGGCGAAGGAGUCACAAGCCGGUGCCAUUCCGGUUCCUUGGAAGGCCAUCUGGACCUCGGUGCCUUUCUGGGCCUACAUGAUCACCAAAUGCUGUCAGUCAUGGGGAUUCUCCACCCUCCAGACCGAGAUGCCUGCCUACAUGAAUGGUGUCCUGCUGAUGGACAUGAAGAAAAACGCCCUUUAUUCGGCGUUGCCCUACUUCGCCUCGUGGGUGAUGGCGGUCGUCUACCUGGUCAUCGCCGAUAUCCUGCUGACCAGGGGCAUUAUGUCCAUCACUGGCAUUCGCAAGACUAUAAAUUCGAUUGCGUUCUUUGUGCCCGCGGCUGCGCUGAUUGGAGUCGGCUUCCUGGACAGCGACCAGAAGACCCUGGCAGUGGUGCUGAUGUGCACCAAUGUGGGAAUCAACGCUGGUUCCACAAUUGGCAGUACCAUAAACACCAUCGACUUGUCACCGAACCAUGCUGGUAUUUUAAUGGGAAUCGCUAAUACGGCGUCAAACGUUAUACCCAUUAUAACGCCCCUCCUCGUGGGAAUUAUGGUUAAAGAUAAUCACGAUCGUGAGCAGUGGCAAAUGGUGUUCAUCAUAUCCGCAGUGAUCUUUGUCGUGGGUGACAUUAUCUAUCUCGCUUUCGGUCAGAUGGUUAGUCAACCAUGGGAUGCACCCGACUUUUUGGACAAGCAACGCUCGGCCAAUCUACAAGAAGAGGGAAAUUCCAAGGCUCUGGAAGCAAAGCAGAGCGAGAAAUUGGAGGAAGAAAAGCGUAAGGAAAGUGAAGCUGGCUUAGAGAGCAAGGAACCCAAAAAUAAUGAUCUGAAAGAUGAGCUGUGAGAUCUUGGGAUCUAAAGAUCGAUACAAACAUUUUUUACUCAAGGCUGGUCCGAAACUUUUUUGACAAAAGUUUUUUAUAAAUACAAUCAACAUGUAUUCCUAUUAGGUAACAUAAGUUAUAAAUAUAAAAUCUUAUGAAAAAAUA
Molecule: messenger RNA, 1755 nt
Organism: Drosophila takahashii
Lineage: Eukaryota; Metazoa; Arthropoda; Insecta; Diptera; Drosophilidae
Gene: MFS1
Product: Major Facilitator Superfamily Transporter 1
Biological process (GO): monoatomic anion transport; transmembrane transport
Cellular component (GO): membrane
Molecular function (GO): transmembrane transporter activity
Source: RefSeq, a predicted model, not a curated record